Messenger RNA from Closterium sp. Naga37s-1, 2439 nucleotides. The record is from the annotation of a GenBank genome assembly. Lineage: Eukaryota; Viridiplantae; Streptophyta; Zygnematophyceae; Desmidiales; Closteriaceae.
AUGGCCGCCACACAGAACACUGCAAGGUCCUCAUCCCCCACCCGCGCCUCCCCCCACCGCGACAUCCCCCUCCCCCCCGCCCCCUCCGCUCCCCCCACUCCCCCCAUUGCCCCCCCCAUGCUCCCCCCCUUGCGCCCAGACCGCUUCCCCAGCCCCAGGGCGAGCACCGGGGGGAGGGACGGGGGGAUGGGGGGCAUGGCGGGGAAGGGGGAGGGUUCGGGGUGGGUCGGGGGGAGGGAGGAGUGUGCGGAGUGUGAGGGGUGUGUGGGGGAGGAGUUGGGGGCGGUGGAGGGGGGUUGGAGAGGGGGCAGGCCGGCGGCUGGCGCGCGGUGCAGCGAGUGCACGUGCGGCACUGUGCCGGUGAAUGCGCAGUUGAUGCCGCAGCAGCAGCCCCACCACUGGCCGCACGAGCAGCAGUAUGAACAGCAACAGCAGCAGCAGCAGCAGCAGCAGCAGCAGCAGCAGCAGCAGCAGCAGCAGCAGCAGCAAUACCAGGCACAACACGACCAGCCACACCAACAGCAGCAGCAGCAGCAGCAGCAGCAAUGGCAGCAAGAGCAGCAUCAGUUUCAGUACCCGGUGCAACACGACCAACCACAGCAGCAGAUGGCAGGCGCGGCAGCGGGAGGCUGGUCGCAGGCGAGGCAGCAGCAACAGUACGGCAGCGACCCCCUUCAGCCUCACCCGCACCAGCCGAGUCAGCCCGCUGUGCUGGGUGCAUCACUGCACACAGCGGUGCGCGCCGCCGUGGCAGCCCCGCUUGCGGUGGCCCGUCUGAGGCGCGCGGAUGCACAGCCGUCCGCGGACGACCUGCACGCCAUGGCCGCGCAUGCCGCCCACUGGGACCCCCCGCCGCCCGCGGCACAGCCUGCGCAUGACGCUGUCCCUCUGGAGCUGCCGCUUUCCGCUCCCCCUGCCCUCACCUCCAACCUCGCCGGCCCCUUGGACCCUCUCCCCUUCACAACACUCGCCUUCUCUCAACCCAGCAUUGCUCCCGUGCAGUUCACGCCCUCCUUCCCCCCGCUCCCCCCACUCCCCCCCCACUCCUCUCUCCCGCCUCUCACGGGCGGAGACACCCCCCUUGACCCAGCCGCCAUGCCCGAUUGGCUGCGCCGCCUGCAGCGCUGCCGCAGCAGCGUGGCCUGGCAGCUUUCGCAGGGGGAGGGGGAUGGGGAGGGGGAGGGGCAGGGGCAGGCGCAGGGCGAGGGGGAGGGCGGGCCGAGGCGGAUCCUGAUUUCAGAGAACAGCUUUGGCGCGCUGGUGGUGACCAAUGUGCUCACAGGCAGUGCAGGCGCGGGGGUGUGCGCGGGCAGUGGGAAGGAGGGCGCAGGUGAGAGUGGCGGAGCUGUGGUGGGAGGGGUGGCAGGCGGGAAUGCGGCUGUGAUGGCGGGGGGGGUUGGGGCAGAGAUGGGAGGAGGGUGGGCGGGAGAGACAGUGGGGGAAAGUCAGAACAGCUCUUCUCACUGCUGCACAGCCUGCCCGCUCUCGAUUGCCCCAUGCCUGAGUGAUGCCACCCCAUGGCCCAGUGACGCGGUGGAGUGGGAAGGGGGUGGGAGCGGGGUCAGUGGCGCCCUUGUGGUGUGGGGAAUCAGUAAGGUGUGGGGAGUGGCGCACCACAGCUUACAGACGCCACGUGCUUGCCUGUCCUCCCAGAGCGACUGCAGACGAGCAGCAGCGUGCAUCACCCCCAUCCCACACAUGCAGCUCCAAUGUAUGCGCAGUCAAGCGAAUGAUCUCCCUCUAACUGCCCCCUGUCGCUUCCGCCCCUCGACCGUCACUGCUGUCCAUAUUGCCACCCAUCACUGCCACCCACUCUCGCCCGUCACUGCCACGCAUCCAGCAGCGGCAGCACGAGGUUGGCACGGGGCACCGCGCACUGCUGGCGGCGAUUGCAGAGAUCCAUGGUACUGGUCCAUGGCACGGCGCUGGACGAGCGCCACGCCCACCUCCUUCUGCUUCGCCCUCACUGCCCGCUGCCCAUCACUUCCACCUGUCACCGGAACCCUUCACUGUCGUCCAUCACUGCCACACGUCCAGCAGCGGCAGCAUGCGGUUGGUGCGGUAUACCUCCAACUGAUACGUCCACUGUGUGGCGCUGGAACUGCCCCAUGCCCACCACCUUCUGCAUCUGCCGCACUGCCCUCUGCCCGCCACCAGCAUCUGUCACUGCCACACAUCCAGCAGCGGCAGCAUGAGGUUGGUGCGAUGCACCUCCAACUGCUGCCGCCCGUUAUACACGUCCACUGUGUGGCGCUGGAACUGCCCCAUGCCCACCUCCUUCUGCAUCUGCCUCACUGCCCGCUGCCCCCCCUUGUGCGUGCCCCCCUGCCCCGCUGCUUCCAUCCCCUGCCCCCGCUCCCAUGCCAUGUGCACCGCCUGCCAGGGGGUGGGGGCCGGGGGGGAGAGGGCAUGGGGAUGAGGGAGGGAGGGAGGGAAUAG